Messenger RNA from Adineta steineri, 4638 nucleotides. NCBI's taxonomy places the organism in Eukaryota, Metazoa, Rotifera, Eurotatoria, Adinetida, Adinetidae. The record is from the annotation of a GenBank genome assembly.
AUGAUUUUUUCCAUUGAUGUGGUUCAUUGUCAAGAUUGUUCCGUUACAUCAUGGAGUACUUGGGCUUGCAGUGUUACUUGUGGCAAUGGUACUUUUGCAAGAUCAAGAGACUGUAUAACUAAUUUUACAGUUACAUGCAAUACAUGUCCGGAAUUACCCGCCAAUACUUCUCAUCAAGUUCAAACGAUGGAUUGCAUACGCGAUCCAUGUCCGUUUUGUACAUGGACAAAUUAUACUGUAUAUCCAUGUUCGGCAUCAUGUGGCACUGGCUUUCAAUUACAAACACGUCAGUGUUUAACACCUAGUGGCCAAGCAUGUGGUACAUGUGUUGGUAGUGAUGUAGUAUCAGCAGCUUGUGCAGAUUUACCAGCCUGUCCUGAUUCAUGUCCACUCUAUAGUCAUCUAGAACGAAAUUAUACCGAUUGUGGUGUCACGUGUCAAAAUCGCACUGGUACUUUAAAUUGUUCAGUACAAAGUGUUGGAUGUGUAUGUGAUUCUGGUUACUUUCGAGAGACCGCUGGAGGAUCAUGUAUACGAGAAUGCGAUUGUGGUUGUAUUGAUUCGUCAUCGAUUUAUCGCCGAUUAAAUGAAGUAUGGAAUGGAACAUGUGCUACAUAUUCAUGUACUACGGGUGGUGUUAUUAAUCAAAUUGGAACUAUUUGCAAUACCAGUGUUUUACCUACUCCAGUGAAUGGUGGUUGGAGUGCUUGGGUAGAUUCUUCUCCGAUUGUUUGUUCAGCAACUUGUGGCAAUGGUUCACGACCACAAUUUCGUACUUGUACAAAUCCAACACCAGAAUUUGGUGGUUUAUAUUGCAAUGGUUCAGGCGUACAAUUAAUUAUUUGUUCAACUAAUAUUACAUGUCCUGGAUCGGAUACUUGGGGAAGUUGGUCUACAUGGAGUGGAUGUAGUGUAACUUGUGGUAAUGGUACUCAAACAUCUUAUCGAAAUUGUACAAGUGCAUCAUCUUCUGGAUCGGGUACCGCUUCUUGUAAUGGAUCAAGUAUUAAUACAACCACUUGUUAUAGAGGAUCUUGUCCAAUCGAUGGAACAUGGACUAAUUUUAGUAGUUACUCACCAUGUUCAGGAAUUUGUUCAUUAGGUUUACAAGCUAGUCGUCGUACUUGUGUUAAUGAAACAGCUGGUGGUAUGACAUGUUCUGGUUAUGGACUUCAAUUUGUUAAUUGUUCAGGAUAUAAUGAUUCAUAUGAAUGUGAUGUUACUGGUUAUUGGAGUAAUUGGACUAAUGUUAGUAGUUGUUCUGCAUCAUGUGGUAUUGGAUAUCAGUAUCAAACACGACAAUGUCUUGGUGUUGGUUAUGGUUGUGUUGGUGAAGCAAUUAAUGUCACAACUUGUAAUACAAGUAUUAGUUGUCCAGUUGAUGGAAAUUGGACGAUUUGGUCAAAUUGGUCUUCAUGUCCAGCAACAUGUGGUACAGCUACAAUAUAUCGUACACGUAAUUGUACUGGUGCAGCUAAUGGUGGUGUUUGUUUGGGUUCAACUGUUGACACACUAUUAUGUGAUACAAAUGUUACUUGUAAUUCAAAUCCUUAUAAUGCCACUAAUGGAGGUUAUACUGCAUGGUCAAAUUGGAGUUCUUGUUCUAGUACAUGUGGUACGGGUGUACAAGUACAAACAAGAUCAUGUACUAAUCCUUUACCACGAUAUGGUGGUAGUUAUUGUGUUGGAUCUCCUAUAAAUGUUAUGUCUUGUAAUUCUACACAACCAUGUCCAGUAAAUGGUAAUUGGACAACUUGGUCAUCCUUUUCAGCAUGUAGUGGUACAUGUGGAAAUAGCACAAUGUCACGUGUGCGUCUUUGUGCAAAUCCACCUCCGAUGAAUGGUGGUCAAGAAUGUAAUGGAGCAGCAGUUGAUAUAGAAUCAUGUGCAACUGGUAUUCCUUGUCCUGUUGAUGGAGUUUGGGGAAAUUGGACAUUGACCACAUCAUGUGUGGGCACCUGUGGUAAUGGAACAGAAAUUUAUACACGUGUUUGUACACAACCAAUUGGUGGAGGUCUUAUGUGUACUGGUCCAACGCAAUUAAUAGAAACAUGUGAUCUUGAUCGACCAUGUCCAGUUGAUGGUGGCUGGAGUGAUUGGAGUAAUUUUACAGCAUGUAGUGUUACAUGUGGUAUUGGUGUUUAUUCACGAGUUCGUGAUUGUGAUAAUCCAGUACCAAGUUAUGGUGGAGAUUUAUGUGUUGGUCCACCACUUGAAACAGCUUAUUGUUUUCCAAAUGUAUCUUGUCCAAUUAAUGGUGGAUGGACUACUUGGACAAAUUGGACAAGUUGUUCAUUGACAUGUUCCGGUGGUAUACAAACACGAAUAAGAAAUUGUACAAAUCCAACACCAGCUAAUAAUGGAAUUCCAUGUAUUGGAUCAAAUUAUCAAUAUGCAACGUGCAAUGAUGAUAUACCUUGUGUUAUAAUAACUUCAGCUAAUCCAGUGAAUGGAACUUGGAGUGAUUGGGCAAGUUGGGGUUCAUGUGCAAGUUCAUGUGGUAACGGAACUCAAACACGAUAUCGUAAUUGUACGGGACAAUCCAAUGGUGGUUAUCCAUGCAUUGGUGGAGCUAUUAGCUAUCAAGCAUGUAGUACCAAUAUAACAUGUCCAAUUGAUGGUGGUUGGUCAAAUUAUACAAGCUAUGGACCAUGUUCGGCAACUUGUGGUAAUGGAUCACAAACACGUACACGUGAUUGUAAUUCACCUAUUCCACAAUAUGGAGGAGCACAAUGUGUUGGUGAUUCUAAACAAGCACAAUUAUGUUCAUCAACUGUACCUUGUCCAAUCGAUGGUGGAUGGUCAAAUUGGACAAGAUCAGCAUGUUCAGCAACAUGUGGAGUUGGUUAUCGACUUCGACAAAGAAAUUGUUCAAAUCCAACACCACAAUUUGGUGGUAUUAAUUGUAUUGGUUCAGGAGUUGAUACAGUUUUAUGUAAUGUUUCUAAUGUUACUUGUCCAGUUAUGGGAACUUGGAGUAGUUGGGUAAAUGUUACCAAUUGUUCAGCUUCAUGUAGUUAUGGUAUUAUUAUACGUAAUCGAACAUGUCUACCAGCGGGUUCAGCAAAUUGUGUUGGUGAUUCAGUUCAAGUUGAUUCAUGUGAUUCAGGUGUUGGUUGUACUACUCCAGCAUCAUGGGAUUCAGUUACUGGUAAUUGGAGUCAAUGGUCUGAUUGGACAUCGUGUUCUGCAAGCUGUGGAAAUGGUACUCAAUAUCAAACAAGAGCUUGUAAUAAUUCAAUGCCUUCAUCUGGUGGAUCAUUAUGUGUUGGUGAUUCUUUACGAACACAAACCUGUAAUUCAAAUGUUACUUGUCCAAUUAAUGGUAAUUGGAGUGACUGGGGAAGUUUUUCGCCGUGUAGUACAACUUGUGGUCCAGGCAUUCAAACUCGAACUCGAUAUUGUAAUAAUACAAAUAAUUUUAAUGAAUUGUGUAUUGGACAAGCAUUAGAUGUAGAAAAUUGUAAUCAAAAUACAACAUGUCCUGCUGCUGGUGUUUGGGCAGGUUGGACUGAUUGGAGUGUAUGUAGUGGUAGUUGUGGUUAUGGUCUUCAAGUUCGAACACGAAAUUGUACAGUAACAACAGGAGGUGAACAAUGUCCGGAAUCACCAUUACAAAGUCAAAAGUGUAAUACAAAUAUAACAUGUCCAGUUGACGGUGGAUGGGGAAGUUGGACAAAUUGGACAAGUUGUUCAUCAACUUCAUGUAAUGCUGGUACUAGUUAUCGUUUUCGUAAUUGUGAUACUCCUUCACCUUCUAAUGGUGGACAAUUAUGUGCGGGUAAUGCAAUCGAUACAUUAAUAUGUUAUGGAUUAAGUACUUGUCCCAUCGAUGGUGGAUGGACAACAUGGACUAGUUGGUCAUCAUGUUCAUCAACAUGUGUUGGUGGUCAUCAAUAUCGAUAUCGAAAUUGUUCUAAUCCUGCACCAUCUAAUGGUGGUUUAUCAUGUGUUGGCUCAUCAACUGAAAUUGAUGGUGCAUGUGGAAAUACUACAUGUGGAUCGUCGCCAACUGCUAGUAUUGGUGUAUGGCAAAGUUGGAAUUCAUGGUCAGGAUGUGCAGCAACAUGUGGACUUGGUAUUAGUCGACGGGCAAGAAUUUGUAAUACAACUGGUCUACCUUGUGUUGGUUCAUAUUAUGAGAUACAAUCAUGUAAUACAUCUAUUAAUUGUCCUGUUGAUGGUGUUUGGAGUGGUUGGGGUAAUUAUUCGGAUUGUACCGCUUCAUGUGGUAAUGGUAUACAAACACGUACGCGAAUUUGUACUGGUCAAUCUGAUGGUGGACAACCAUGUUUUGGUUCAGCGACACAAACAAUUUCAUGUGCUACAAAUGUAACUUGUCCAGUUGAUGGUCAAUGGACAACAUGGAGUUCACAAUGUCCUUGUUCAGCUACGUGUGGUGCUGGAGUUACUGUUCGUACACGUACUUGUGCACAAAUAAUACCAACAUUUGGUGGUGUGUCAUGUCCUGGUGCUUCACUACUUUAUGAAUCAUGUACAGCUGCACAAAAUUGUUCAAUUGAUGGACAAUGGGGCUCAUGGAAUGCAUGGUCAGCUUGUUCAGCUACUUGUGGUAAAACUUCAACGAAAUAUACAACACGAGCUUGUAAUAGUCCAGCACCAUUAUAUGGUAAAUAG